ACGAAGGAAAGAGCAGCAACGCCGGUGCCAUCGCUCGGUCGCCGUUCGAACCAGUGCUGACGUGGUCAGCUUCGGUCUCAGUCGCAGCGAGCUCGAGAUUUUCAGCGCGGCUGCCUCAAAAUUGUCCCCGCGUCGAGAUCGUGGAAUCACCAUCGCCCACGCUCGAACUUGCUCUGGAAGAGCGAGGCUUGUGACUGAAGGAGAUGUUGGGAGCUUUGAAAUUCAUCCCGCGCGAUGAGCUGGAGAAAGAGAGUUCGGAAAAGCCAGCGAAGAAGCGGAAGCAUCAUAAAGAUCGUGGGAAGGGCAAAAUUAAAAGCAGAGGAAAGAAAAAGCGACAAUUCGAGGACGAUACGAGCGAUUCCUCGAGCGAUAGCGACGAUAUCCCAGACCGAACGAACGAAGAUUCUGCACAAGGAAUCCGUGAGGAUGCGAAAUCCAAAAGGCGGGAGGCGGGAAUGGAGUGGAUGCUCAAAGCACCGGAGCGGUUGUUUGACAAACCUGCAACUGCAACUCCAAAGGCGGCCGAAGACCAUCCUACACUUGAUUCUGAGAGGCCGCAAGUACAUCCAAGGGAACUCAAUCCUUAUGUAUCCUCAGGAACAGAGGAAAGUGGAGUACAAAGACUGCCAAGACCUCCUCCUCCUCCAAUUGGUGAUGGAGGUGCUAGCUGGCGUUUGAAGGCACUGAAGAGAGCACAGGAGCAAGCUGCCCGAGAAGGGCGCCAACUAGAUGAGGUCGUCGAGGAGCGUUGGGGUUCACUCGCUACUCUCACCAGUAGUGUUGCGGUGAAAAGAUCAGCUCACGCAAACGCGCACCUGCAUGCUAUUAGAGACAGAAAGUCUCGAAAUGACGACGAGACUGUCGAUGGCGAGGAGAAGACCUUUCAGCGUCCAGAAAGAGGCUUCCAGGGUGAGAACCGUGACCGUGGAAGGGACAGAGAUCAGGUUUCACGGAUGAGAGUUCCUCGUGUGGACCCUUCUUUAUCAUGGAAGAGCAAGAAGAAGUAUGAUAAUCAGUCACUCCGUGCGGAAGAUGCAGCUAUCAUACGUGCUGCAGCGACGACAAUGAAUAAGUUCAGCAACGAUGGCUCUUUUUUGAAGAAUUUUAAACCUGAAGGACCAGCUGUUGCAGAUGAUCAUCCAGUUGCUGAGGAGGAUUCUUCCGUCCCGCCGCGGGGACAAGGUGAACGGCUCGUAGACAAGACAUCAGCAGAUAUUGCAAGACUGAGCAGGCUUGGUGGCAUAGUGGCAGAUGAUGCAGAUGCUAGGGAGGAUUUCUCUGUCCCGUCACGGGGAAAAGACGAACUUCUUGCAGCUAAGACAUCAGCUGAUAUUGCAAGACUGAGUAGACUUGGGGGCAUCGUAUCUGAUGAUAGCAGUAGCGAUACAGAAACGGCCCCUCAAAAAAAAUUACCGGACCCUCCAGUGAAAAACACGACACCGAGUAGUAGUGCUGGUCUUAGUGCUAAUCAAGUUGCUGCCAAGGCUAUGCGACUGCGUUUGAUGGGCAAAGUCGAAGAGGCCGAAAAGCUUACGAAAGAUUAUGAAGCCGAUGUUAAGGAGAAACGGGUCUCCAAACCCCCUACUCAGGAUGAUACUCCUCACUUUGUGCAGAGUGAGCGUCAAGGGUCAGGUAGAGGUGCUGGCAUGAACUUGAAUUCAGUCAAACCUCGAGACAAGAUCCGGGACCGGAACCAGAGCUACGAUGCCGAACUGGCCGGCAGUAUUUCACGAAAUAAAUUAUACAAAGGGAAUGUGGACGAUGAAUAUGAUUAUGGGGACGGAUGCGACAUGGAAGGAUCUCGAGGAAAGAAGGGUAAGCCGGCGAGGCCGAGCGUUAGACCAAGAGUAGAUGGUGUCAACCGAAUCUCAACGCAGCAGGAGCGUUGUCAGUUUUGUUUCGAGAAUGCAGAUAGACCUAAGCACCUCGUAAUCGCCAUGGCGAAUUCCACGUACCUUAUGAUACCUCCGCGGACUUCUCUUGUACCCUUCCACUGCUUCAUCGUCCCUAUGCAGCAUGAAGGUGCAACUCGGAAUGUAGAUGAAAGUGUCUGGCAAGAGCUGCGCAACUUCAAGAAAUGUUUGGUUCAAAUGUUUGCAAAGCAAGGCAAAGAAGUCCUUUUCUUGGAGACUGCCAUGGAACUGGCACGACAGAGAAGGCAUUGCUACAUUGAGUGCAUCCCUGUUCCGUCGGAUGCAGCUAAAGACGCUCCAUUAUACUUCAAGAAGGCAAUUGACGAAGCUGAAGACGAAUGGAGUCAACAUAAUUCUAAAAAGCUUAUAGAUACGCGGCAGAAGGGUUUGCGAAAUAGCAUACCUAAGAAUUUUCCGUACUUCCACGUAGAAUUUGGCAUGAAGGGUGGCUAUGCCCAUGUUAUUGAUGAUGAAAGCACUUUUAAAGCCCAGUUUGGUAUUGACGUGGUGGCGGGUAUAUUGGAGCUUCCAGAAGAAGAUACUUAUGGACACCGUAGGCCAGAUACUUACGAGCAGCAGAAGAGAAAAGCUGCAGAGUUCUUGAAAUUAUGGGAUCCUUUUGAUUGGACCAAAAUGCUGGACUGAUGGUGUCCAGCGAGUUAUACAAUGUACAUUAUCACGUUUAACUGAUCUAGAUGGAGAAGUCGAGAUUGAAUCGGAAUUGUGAAGCAUCUAAUCGAUUAUUAUGCAGAUUUUCGUGCAUGUAAAGGGUAUAUUCUUUGUCAAUAUGCUGUAAUUUUAGCGUCCUGCAAAGAGGACGCUUAGUAGAUUUGGAGAAGAUCAAAUUAUAAUGGCAGAUGUGAUUUAACAUCCACUCUCGCAUAUUGUCUGCAAGUCGUGAUGCUAAUUUGGUUCAUGAUAUCACUCAUUUCCUCGCCACUCCAUCACGCUGAGAAGGGUUACGACACCCGAAAUUUAACGUCGGCGCACGUCAUCUCAUUUCGUGGAACAAAUCUGCGAGUCUUUUUACAGAAGAUUUUGGUGUUGUCGGUCUUGUGACCAAGUAGAUUACAUUGUACACAUCGUUGUGUGUAAAGCAAUAACGAUAUUUUCUCAACAUGUCAUUGUACACGUGAAUAAACAAUUGUCUCCUAACCACUGCGUGUUGUCAGACCUCGAUGAUCUCGAGAGAUAGUUCCUCCGGGUUGUGCAAGGUACAAAUACACGGCAAUCGUCCUGUACCCUUACAAGCUUUACAAGAAAGCUUAAAAGCAGUGUCCUUAUCAGCAAUAAUUUCCCUCUUUUGCAGCCAGCCCAUGCUCCAUCUCUCCCUCU
This is a messenger RNA of Marchantia polymorpha subsp. ruderalis, 3248 nucleotides long. The record is from the annotation of a GenBank genome assembly. Lineage: Eukaryota; Viridiplantae; Streptophyta; Marchantiopsida; Marchantiales; Marchantiaceae.